Messenger RNA from Dovyalis caffra, 450 nucleotides. The record is from the annotation of a GenBank genome assembly. Lineage: Eukaryota; Viridiplantae; Streptophyta; Magnoliopsida; Malpighiales; Salicaceae.
AUGCCUGAAGGAACUCUUCAAGUUCUUCUUGUCGGAGCCAAAGGUCUCGAGAACACCGAUUUCCUCACCAAUAUUGAUCCUUAUGUGCUUCUCACUUGCCGAACUCAGGAGCAAAGAAGCAGUGUUGCAUCAGGACAAGGAUCUGAACCAGAAUGGAAUGAAACCUUUGUUUUUACCAUUUCUGAGGGUACUUCAGAACUCGUUCUAAAGAUAAUGGAUCGUGAUACUCUCACGGUUGAUGAUUAUCUUGGAAAAGCAAGCAUUUCUUUACAGCCACUAUUCAUGGAAGGAAACCUGCCAACAACUGCAUACAGCGUUGUCAAGGACGAGGAAUACCGUGGACAGAUCAGUGUUGGCCUUAGUUUUACUCCCGAGCGUCGCACUAGUAGGGGAUUUGAUGUUGAGGAGGAGAGCUAUGGAGGCUGGAAAGAAUCAGCUUACAGAGAUUGA